AUGGAGAACAGCACAGGGGUGACACAGUUUGUGCUGAUGGGUCUGUCCCAGCGUCGUGAGGUCCAGCUGUUCCUCUUUGUGAUCUUCCUCACUUUUUACGUCAUUGUGCUGCCUGGAAACGUCCUGAUCAUCAUCACCAUCCGGGGUGACCCCAACCUGACAUCGCCCAUGUACUUUCUGCUGGCCAACUUGGCCUUCCUGGACAUCUGGUACUCAUCCAUCACGGCUCCCAAGAUGCUAGUGGACUUCUUCUCUGAGAGGAAGGUGAUCUCCUUCGGCGGCUGCAUUGCCCAGCUCUUCUUCCUGCACUUUGUGGGAGCAGCAGAAAUGUUCCUACUCGUUGUCAUGGCCUAUGACCGCUAUGCCGCCAUCUGCAAGCCUCUCCACUACACCAGUGUCAUGAACAGAAACCUCUGCACUGUCCUGGUGCUGGCAUCCUGGGCUGGAGGCUUCAUCCACUCCCUCAUCCAGGUGGUGCUGAUCAUCCGCCUACCCUUUUGUGGCCCCAAUGAGCUGGACAACUUCUUCUGUGACAUUACUCAGGUGCUCAAAAUCACUUGUGUCGAGACCUUUGCAGAAGAGUUAGUGAUGAUCUUCAGCAGUGGCUUGAUCUCAGUUGUCUGCUUUGUGGCACUGCUGGUCUCCUAUGCUUUCCUGCUCUCCAUGCUCAAGAAAAGUGCUGGUGACAGUGCCAACAAAGCCCUCUCUACCUGCUACUCACAUAUCACCAUUGUGGUCUUCAUGUUUGGGCCCUCGAUUUACAUCUACGCCCGCCCCUUCUGUGCUUACUCCCUUGACAAGGUGGUCUCAGUUUUCCACACUGUCAUCUUCCCCCUCCUCAAUCCCAUUAUCUACACUCUGAGGAACAAGGAGAUAAAGACAGCCAUGAGGAAGCUGGCCAACAGAUACGUCCUCUGCAAGGGGCACGGAUGCUAG
This is a messenger RNA of Gavialis gangeticus (Gharial), 936 nucleotides long. RefSeq names its product olfactory receptor 4M1-like. Gene Ontology annotation, biological process: G protein-coupled receptor signaling pathway. The transcript has a single exon. Gene Ontology annotation, cellular component: membrane. Bases 1 to 936 code for a protein of 311 amino acids. The record is from RefSeq and is a predicted model, not a curated record. Gene Ontology annotation, molecular function: olfactory receptor activity; G protein-coupled receptor activity. NCBI's taxonomy places the organism in Eukaryota, Metazoa, Chordata, Crocodylia, Gavialidae.